Messenger RNA from Symbiodinium necroappetens, 693 nucleotides. The record is from the annotation of a GenBank genome assembly. NCBI's taxonomy places the organism in Eukaryota, Dinophyceae, Suessiales, Symbiodiniaceae.
AUGGCAGAGCAGGCAAACUCCUUGCUGACGGUGCUGCCCCCGGGUCCCAAGGUGGAGGCUGGAGCCGAUGAUCUGCUCUUCGACAUCGGCUUGCAAGAUGCAAGCGAUCCUGCUACGGCCUCCACCGCCGCGACAGCUUCAAGACCCAGCCGCCAGGCGCCUCCUGCCAUAGAAGUCGGCGAUGUGGGGGACAUCGGUGUCCUCGAGGGUUCGGAGUCUGGUGAGAGCGUCGCCUCUGCCGACUUGCUACAGCUCAUCCAGCAGGCCAGCGAGGUGGAGAUCAGCUCGGACUCCGCUGAGUCUCGCAAGGAGGCCCCCACCCAGCCCGCCCCGGAGCCGGAAUCAGCGGACUCACCGGCCAUGCCCUCGAUUAAGGUCGAGGCUGUGGCAGACGUGGAGGUUGCCCAUGCAGCACAACAGGAAGGAGUCGUGCGCGAUGCUCGUCCCAGCGAGGAAGCUGCUCCAAGAUCACUUGGUCACGCUGAGGAGGACGAUGGCAUCGAGCUGUCGGUGGAGGGCAUGCCUAGCCAAGCCAGUGGCCGCGCAGCCGAGGUGACCUUUGCCGUGGGCGGAUUCGCAGCCACUGCGGGGCACCUAGAGCCUGGAGACCCGAUGAACCGCCACCAGGAGGAUGCGGCGAGGUCGAAUGCCGUCGAUGAAAUGUUCGCAGACAUCCUCGGUCCCAUCGACGAG